UUACCACGACCUUACACAGGAGGUCAUCACUGGUCAUGGCCGCGGUAUCGCUUGAACCUUGUUCACUUAUGUCAGGGUUGGAUCGCUCGACGUCCUUGGCAUGGAGGGUGACGGCUACCUAUAACCACAAUAGUGUCAGGGCCUUCACCCUCGAUCAAUGACAUUCGAGGAAGAUCACGUGGUAUCAGGUCCACAAAAAGACCGGUCAAGUUGGAUAUGGUUAUUCAACGACACUGGAUCAGCGAGACAACAUUGGCCAAACGUCAAGACAUUUGUUUCUCAUAGACCUUUGAACUUAUGAAAUCGUCUUUAACUUCAAUAUUACAGAUACCGAGAUUCAAAUUGAUUCGAUGUCGCCCAGCGAUACUCAUUUUGACUGGAUUUCGUCAAUCCACUUGACCACUGCAUUAAUCUACUUAUUCAUCCUGCUGGUAGUCUUCACGGUCACCAAAAGAUGGCUCUUUAUCGACGGGCAUCUCCCUGGUCCGCCAUCAAUACCCCUCCUCGGAAACCUCUACGUGAUCUUCUUCAACCCCAGCAAUUUCGUAAUAGUAUUGACUAAGCUGAGCAGGAUAUACGGAAGUGUCUACUCCUUCCGCAUGGGGGAGGUACCAGCAAUCGUUGUCUGUGGGUAUGACAGUGUAAAGGAGGUCCUCGUUACCAAAGCCAAGGCAUUCAGUGAGCGCCCCCUACUGGGCUAUAUGAAGGAUCACCCAGAAUGUCUUGGCAUAUUCUUCCAAAAUGGAGAAAGGUGGUCGUACCUCCGCAAACUGACCCUGCGGGCGAUCCAUGACUUAGACACAGUCAAGCCAGAAAACAUUCGACGGUACAUCAGCGAAGAGAUGCAGGAGCUAGUUGGCUUCAUCAAGGCAAAGAAAGGGAGACCAUUCGACCCCAGAGACAUUAUGGCGUCGGUCAGCGCCAACACUAUGUGUUCAGUUAUGCUCAAUAGAAGGUUUGACUACACUGACAAACGCAUCAAAGAGCUUAUACAGACUGUGGACAGAAUGUUUGAGAUUGAAGGCUUUGGACAGAUGGAGCAUUUCAUUCCAGCCCUACGAUUCCUGAAGCACAUUGGCAUCGGAACUUCAUUUGAGGACGAAAUCAUACGACUCAGGAAAGAGGUGAAGGAGUUCAUAUUGCGGGAAGAUACUUCUUCAUUUUUGGGUGGUGACGGCGACCAUGAGGUUGAGAGUUUGGCGCAUGCGUACCGGAAACGAGUGGACCAUGAUUCUGAUGUUGUAGUCUCUGUGUGUAUCCUUGACAUGAUACAAGCAGCUAUAGCUACCACAAAGGGCACCAACUCUUGGAUUACCCUUUACAUGGCACGCUUUCCAAAGGUCGUCGAACAAUGUCAGGAAGAAAUUCAACAGGUGUUUGGUGACGGACCAGUAGACUGCCUCGUAAAAGAAGACCAGUUGCCCUAUUGCACAGCCACAAUAAAUGAGGUUAUGCGAAUAUCCUCAGCAAUCCCGACAGCUGCCCCUCACAUGGCCUCUGAGGACACAACCCUAAAUGGCUACCCCAUCGAGAAAGGCACAUUGGUUCUCGUGAAUCUCCAUUCCGUUCACAACGAGAGAGAAUACUGGGGGGACCCAGACGUUUUCAGACCAGGAAGAUUUCUGGACGAGGAGGGAAAGUUUAACAGAAAGGAAAGGAACUUAUCGUUUGGGGCUGGUCCUCGUGGCUGCCUCGGGAAGCAGAUUGCCAAGAAAAUGAUAUUCAGCUUUUUCGUGACGAUGCUUACAAACUUUGACAUAAGCAUUCCAAGCGGAGAUGCACCACCCUCUUUACAAGGCGUUCUCAAGAUUGUUUAUGAGCCAAAACCAUUUCGAAUUGUGGCCGUGGCACGGUAGCAAGUGGCGUCGCAGAAACAUGCACUUAGUGUGUAAAGUAACCUGAAAAUAAUCCACUGAAUAUAUGGAGCCCCUGCGAAGGCAUCUGAACCCAUCAAGUCUUUGACAUCGCAAGACUGCUUCUCAACCUUGGAAUUUCGGACAGAACUUUGGAAUAUUGCCUUGUAUUGGUGAUGUAUAGCCUAAGUGCGUGGGAAGCGCGGGCGGCGGGCGUUCGUCCUGAAGCAUCCGGAGGACACCAAUUCAAGGGAUGGGGUUGAACGCCGCCUCGGACUUCGUUACACGAGGAGGCCGGAGGAAAUACAUCUGGAUGUUUAGAUGGCAUGGGUUCGAGUGGGAAUCGAGACAAUUGGCCGCGGGAGACUGAAGGAUAUUGUUGGACAUCCUAACAUGGGAGUGGUAGUUUCCUUGGGUCACUUAGUUCAGAAAUCCACAGAGGGUCAAGGAAUGGUGGGUUCAGUGACGAUGCCAGAUUGAUAUCUCUAGAAGUCACAAUAGCAUGAUGAUUUUUUUCAUUCCCAAUUGACACUAUGUUAAAAUUGGUCCCUGUGAUGGAUACUUGUUUACAGACAUGGUCUACAUGUACUAUUGUUUACACUCAAGUUUCAUCCACUUGACUGGUUGAUUAAUUACUGCGUACGGAAAUAAAAAUCAAUGCCAGCUGGAACAUGACUUCGGACCAUCGCAUAACUUUGUGUCAUAUCUAGUAUUUAGAUAAUGAAUAUUUAUGUAUCAUUUGUAAAAAGUAUAAAUUAAGUGUACAUUGUUUAAUAAAUUUAUAUAGAAAUAU
This is a messenger RNA of Lineus longissimus, 2646 nucleotides long. Its product is annotated as cytochrome P450 2B9-like. Gene Ontology annotation, molecular function: heme binding; oxidoreductase activity, acting on paired donors, with incorporation or reduction of molecular oxygen, reduced flavin or flavoprotein as one donor, and incorporation of one atom of oxygen; iron ion binding. Gene Ontology annotation, biological process: xenobiotic metabolic process. Gene Ontology annotation, cellular component: cytoplasm; intracellular membrane-bounded organelle. Bases 351 to 1856 code for a protein of 501 amino acids. The record is from RefSeq and is a predicted model, not a curated record. Lineage: Eukaryota; Metazoa; Nemertea; Pilidiophora; Heteronemertea; Lineidae. The transcript is spliced from 9 exons.